AUGUCGCCCUUUGUGCUUAUACUGGCCACUGGCACUGAAACCGACACUCAAAUCGCUCUGCGGUUUGCACCUCAUUACCCCAUCGCAUUCCUCUGCGAUGCUCAACACAACCCAGAUCAACCGGUGAAAGCAGUCCAAGAUGCAGACGGAGAGGUAGAAGUAUUCAAAGCAGACCUCUCCAGCACCGAACUCUCUACCCCUAUUUCCACCAUUACCCGCCGUUUUGGCAAUCGAUGCGCCGCGGCAAUAUUCCAAUUGCGGAAUGACCCAAUUGUAGCUUCCGGCUUUCUCGAGCAGACUGCUGUCGAUUUUCGCCAAAACGCCAUAUCACCAAUUAAAAAUGCCUACGCCUUUUCUCGGCAGACACUACCGCUACUACUAAAUCACGCCGAUGGGUCGGGGUAUCCCCCUACGUUGAUAUUUUCCGGGGCGUCUGGGAAUUCCUACUCGGAUGAGAUCAACGAGGGUGCCCUAGUUGCUUUGUCGCGUAGUCUGGGACGGGAGGUUGGGAAGAAAGGUAUCCACGUCUGCCAUGUCAAGUAUAAGGCUUCAAAUAGACCAAAUCCGGAAUCUGCUGCGGAAACUUACUGGCAUCUGCAUACGCAGCCGUUGUCUUGCUUCAGUAAUGAAAUUACCAUCUAA
Molecule: messenger RNA, 642 nt
Organism: Aspergillus versicolor CBS 583.65
Lineage: Eukaryota; Fungi; Ascomycota; Eurotiomycetes; Eurotiales; Aspergillaceae
Exons: 3
Coding region: 1-642 (213 amino acids)
Source: RefSeq, a predicted model, not a curated record